This is a messenger RNA of Cantharellus anzutake, 630 nucleotides long. RefSeq lists its product as uncharacterized. The transcript has 4 exons. The record is from RefSeq and is a predicted model, not a curated record. The annotation marks the transcript as partial. NCBI's taxonomy places the organism in Eukaryota, Fungi, Basidiomycota, Agaricomycetes, Cantharellales, Hydnaceae.
UGGACUGCAGAUGAAUUCUGGGACAUCAUGAAUGAUCUCCCAGAACAGGAUGAUGGGACACCUUCCAUGCUACUGGCACUCUCAGUGUACUCUGACAAGUCUCAGCUGUCCAGCUUUGGAACAGUGAAGGUGUAUCCAGUCAUCCUGCAUGUCCUCAACAUCCACAACAACAUCAGGAACACAACUGGAUUUGGAGGUGGCCACCUAAUUGGACUCCUUCCUCAUGUUGAAGAAAGAGCAGAAGAUAAAUUUGACCUGGCAUCAUAUCGCAGGAACUUGAUCCACAGCAGCUUUGCUGAGGUGUUUGAGUCUCUUAGAACACCUAGUAAGGUUGUAACUCGGCUCCAGUGUGGUGAUGGGAAGGAACAUCAUAUUUAUUUCUAUAUCAAGGAUGCUGUUGCUGAUGGAGAAGAGCAGACCAUGUUGACAGGCACAUUGGGACCAAAUGCAAAUUAUCCUUGCCCCCGAUGCAAGGUUCACACCAGCCAACUAUCCUCCUUGACAGUCAAAUGGCCUGUUCGGACAUCAGAAGACAGUCAUUCAAUAAUUGAAUCUGCACAAUCUGCCAACACAAAGAAGCAGGCAGCUGAAAUCCUCUCCAGUGCUGGCUUGGCUGGGGUUUGGGUAUGA